CAGAUGAUGAACAUAAGAGACAAAACAAAGAAAGAUCCACCAGCUUACAUAUGACGCGUUGUUGAAACCCCUCUUCAUCUUCCCUUUGUGAUCGAGACCACUUUUUGGGGACGAACCACGGAGGCCACGUCAUCACCGGUCGAUCCUCAUCUUCAACCGUCUCUGAACCAACAAGGUAAGAGUUGACAAAAAAUGUCAACGCCUUCAAGAAAGAGGUUGAUGAGGGAUUUUAAGAGGUUGCAGCAAGAUCCUCCAGCUGGAAUCAGUGGUGCCCCGUAUGAUAAUAAUAUUAUGCUCUGGAAUGCGGUUAUAUUUGGGCCAGACGACACUCCUUGGGAUGGCGGUACGUUCAAGCUGACUCUUCAGUUUUCAGAAGAUUAUCCAAAUAAGCCACCAACAGUGCGUUUCAUUUCUCGAAUGUUCCAUCCAAACAUUUAUGCAGAUGGAAGCAUAUGCUUGGACAUUCUUCAAAAUCAAUGGAGUCCAAUUUAUGAUGUUGCUGCUAUUCUGACCUCAAUUCAGUCAUUGCUCUGUGAUCCAAACCCAAACUCGCCAGCGAACUCAGAAGCAGCACGGUUAUUUAGUGAGAAUAAGCGCGAGUAUAACAGAAAAGUGAGAGAAGUUGUUGAGCAGAGCUGGACUGCCGACUAGACUAAGAUAACGGUGCUCGGGUUUAUGUCUACUCUACUUGUGCAUUAUAUUCGUGAUCUGAGAACCGCUUAUAACAGUAAUAACGCGUGUUGUGGAAACUCUGUUGGUUUGAAAGUCCUAAGCUUCUAUUACCUAAUGACAGUUAAUCUAUUUCUGAAUGAAUAUUUGUGAUGAAUACUUGGGUUGUUAACUUCA
Molecule: messenger RNA, 846 nt
Organism: Helianthus annuus (common sunflower)
Lineage: Eukaryota; Viridiplantae; Streptophyta; Magnoliopsida; Asterales; Asteraceae
Product: ubiquitin-conjugating enzyme E2 2-like
Exons: 6
Coding region: 193-651 (152 amino acids)
Source: RefSeq, a predicted model, not a curated record